Messenger RNA from Pelagomonas calceolata, 1233 nucleotides. The record is from the annotation of a GenBank genome assembly. NCBI's taxonomy places the organism in Eukaryota, Pelagophyceae, Pelagomonadales, Pelagomonadaceae.
AGCUUGCAGAGUGCUUCACUGGUGCGCUGCAGCGUGCAGAGUGCUUCAAUCUGGUGCGCUGCAGCGUGCGACGCUACGCAGCGGCGAGCAAUAGUCCCCUGGUGCAGCCUGCAGGCGCACGUUGAUCUAUCUGGUCAAAACGCGACAACUCGUCCGGAGAUGGCUGCAAGCCAAGUGAGAGCAUUUUGGCACUUGACACCUAGAACGACCAAAUGAAUCGUCUAUUGCUCAUUCUGACGGUUGCACUGCAGUACGUGAGUGCUCUGCAGCUCACCCGACGAGCGCUGCCUGGCGCCGCCGCGGCAGCCACAGCUAUUGGCACCCAAAAUGCACUUGCUGCUGCAAAGCCUGUCCUGGUCCUCGGCGCGAACGGCGGGACGGGCCUCGAGCUCGAUUCGGCGUCCUCGAGUCGUCAUUGAGCAUACGAUCCGCGCACGCAGGUGCGUCAAGUACCUGCAGAAGAAGGGCCGGCCCUGCGUCGCCGCGACGCGCACCGGAGAAUUUGUCGGCGACGCGUCGAAGCUCGUCACCGUCGCCAAGGGGGACGUCACGGACGCCGCGAGCUUGGCGAGCCUCAUCACGGAGCAGACGGGCGCCGUGAUCUUCGCCGCGAGUGCGUCGCGCCAGGCCGACGCCAAAAAGACGUCGAACGCGAAGGCCGUCGACAAUGUCGGAUUAGUGAACUGCGCGAAAUUGUGUAUUGAGAAAUCCGUGCCCAGGCUUGUCGUCGUGUCGUCGGGCGGCGUCUCGAAGCCGUCGAGCGCCGUGUACAUCUUCCUGAAUCUGGCCGCGAACGGCAUCAUGGACGCGAAGAUCGCGGGCGAAGACGCCGUGCGGAAAUUGUACGCGGCGCCGGGUCUGGCGGAGAAGAAUGUCGGGUACACUGUGGUCCGACCGGGCGGUCUGUUGCGCGACCCGGGGCUCGGCGUCAGCGCCGUCGAACUCAAUCAGGGCGACACGAAGUCCGGCCGCAUCAACCGCGCGGACGUCGCGGCCAUCUGCAUCGAGUCGCUGGACUCCAAGGCGGCGUUCGACACGACCUUCGAGUGCUACUACGCGGACACGGCGAAGGGCUUGGACGACGUGAUGAAGUCCAACGCGGCGGCUGUGGGCGCGGGCGUGAAAACCACACCUACGGAAACGUCGACGGGCCGCGAGCGCCGCGGGGACACGUGGCCGAAGCUCUUCGAGGGGCUCGAGCGGGACCGCGUUGCUUAACACAAUGUCAUGCGA